Molecule: messenger RNA, 651 nt
Organism: Magallana angulata
Lineage: Eukaryota; Metazoa; Mollusca; Bivalvia; Ostreida; Ostreidae
Exons: 1
Coding region: 1-651 (216 amino acids)
Source: RefSeq, a predicted model, not a curated record
AUGAUUUCCCGCUUACUCUUUGCUACCCUCCUUGGGCUGACCUGUGCCACCUAUCCAACUUACACCACAGGUGGAUCAUAUCUUCCUUAUACAGCAGGUAGAAACCAGGGUCUAGGAUUUCAAACCCUUCCUUAUUCCACCGCUGGAAUAGGAAAUGUUGGCCUACAAACCUAUUUUUCCAGCACGUACAACACAUUUGGCAAUGGAUACUACCCAUCAUCAUCCUACCUACUCAACGCUGCUUCCUAUCCAACUGUGGUCAGCCAUUAUCUGUACUUCCCCGGUGGAAACCCAUGGAAACCUGGUAGGAACUUUAUUGAUCUGAGAGUAAACCCUUACCCCUGGUACUUGGGAUAUUAUGGAGGACUUGGUGACACUGGGUUAGGAAGGACCACUUUCCCGGGAAGUUAUGGGACGUUUGGAGGUUCUUUGGGCUACCCGACUGGUUUUGGUGGAUUUCUUUCUAAUGGAUUAACUGAUAUUCCAACCGCUGGGUUUCCAACUGGUUCCAAUUUUGGUCUUAAUCCGUCUUUCUCAACUCUUACUGGUAGCCUCGGGUUCGAAAUUGGUGGAAAUAUAGGAGGAAACAUCCAUAGAAGUAAGCGAUGCGAUUCUCAGGUCACUUUAUUGUUAAACAAUGAUAGUAGUUAA